Molecule: messenger RNA, 1019 nt
Organism: Helianthus annuus (common sunflower)
Lineage: Eukaryota; Viridiplantae; Streptophyta; Magnoliopsida; Asterales; Asteraceae
Exons: 1
Coding region: 15-698 (227 amino acids)
Source: RefSeq, a predicted model, not a curated record
ACACUAUAUAGUAAAUGACCCAAGUCACAACCUUUCUAACCAUAUCACAUAUCCUUCUUUUCAAAGCGCUUUGUGUAACAUAUUUUCAAUACAAUCUUGUUAUGGCUCCAGAUAGAGAUACCCUUAUGGCUUCCUACAAUGCUACAAAAAAUUCAAACAAUCUCCAAAAACCCUCAAGGUUAUCAAUGGACACGUUACAACGAACGAUAUCGGAUAUCUCGUUUGAGUUGAGCAAAGAAGUGGAUGCUGUUGCUGAUCAGCUAAAGCUUCCCCCUAUUUCAGAAGUUGAAGAUGCGAAGUGCGAGUGUUGUGGGAUGUCCGAGGAGUGUACGCCAGAGUACAUUGCGAAAGUGCGCGAGAAGUUUUUGGGGAAACUGAUUUGUGGGUUGUGUUCAGAGGCUGUGAAGGAAGAGAUGGAGAAAUGUGGAGGGGAGAUAGAGGAUGCAUUGAAUGAGCAUACUAGGGUUUGUGUGAGGUUUAAUAGGUUCGAUAGGCGGAACCCCGUGUUGUUCCAAGCAGCAGCUAUGAAGGAGAUGUUGAAGAAAAGUGCAAGGUUAGAUGGAAGUAGGGGUAAAUCUCUAAGCCCAAGAGAUCAUAAGAGAGGUUAUGGUAAUGUGAACAAGGGUGGACUUGCUAGGAGUUCAAGUUGCAUACCUUCCAUUACACGAGAAAUGAACGAUCGAGAGGUCAUCAAUUGAGCAACUGACACGCUCUCUUGGACUGUGAGUUUUCCGGUAACAGGUUGUCAUGGCUAACAACAACAACAAAAAAAAAAAAAAAAAAAAAAAAAAAAAAAAAAAAAAAAAAACUCACAAGUGAUAAUUAGAAAAUCCAUGUUAGUGUACAUACUAUAAGCUGUUUCUUAGAUGUUAACUUGUAAAAUAAACUCUCGUCUUCGGCUAAAGGCCCGUAGCCUUGCCAGGCAUGGGGAAAUCAACCCGAGAUGUAUAUAGUGAGAACUUAAUUAUGUGUGACAUGCUACCUUCAGUAUUUUAAUUAAAUGUUCAUGACUGUGUAUA